Messenger RNA from Aegilops tauschii subsp. strangulata, 1620 nucleotides. Its product is annotated as protein arginine methyltransferase NDUFAF7 homolog, mitochondrial. The record is from RefSeq and is a predicted model, not a curated record. Gene Ontology annotation, molecular function: protein-arginine omega-N symmetric methyltransferase activity. Gene Ontology annotation, cellular component: mitochondrion. NCBI's taxonomy places the organism in Eukaryota, Viridiplantae, Streptophyta, Magnoliopsida, Poales, Poaceae.
GCAAGUGUUGUUUCAUUUCAUUUCUGUUUCGGAGGAAAGGUCCAGAAGCGCCGCUGCCGCCGCCGCCGCAACGACACCGCUCCCUCCGGCAUGGCGCCGGCGUACUUGGCGACCAUCCACGCGCUCCGGCGCGCGGCGCGGUGGGCCCCGGCGGCGCUGUUCUCGUCGGGGAUCGUCGCCGGCGACAAGCCCGUUCUGGUGCGCGAUUUCGUGAGGUCGGCGCUCUACGACCCCAACCACGGCUACUUCUCCAAGCGGUCGGGGCCCGUCGGCGUGCUCGACUCCGCCAUCCGCUUCCACAAGCUCGAGGGGAGGACUGCGUACAUGAAGCAUCUUGAUAAGCUGUAUAAGAUGCAUGAUAUCUCUUGGUUUACUCCAGUGGAGCUUUUCAAGCCAUGGUAUGCCUAUGCAAUAGCUGCGUCAAUCCUUCGCACGGCUAAUCUUUCAGUCCCAUUGAAGAUAUAUGAAAUCGGAGGUGGAUCCGGGACAUGUGCAAAGUGCGUACUUGAUUACAUGAUGUUAAAUGCUCCGCCAAAAGUCUACAAUAAUAUGAAAUACAUCUCAGUAGAGAUUAGCUCCUCCCUUGCUGAAAAGCAGUUGGAAACUGUCGGUGAAGUGCAGAGCCAUUUGUCAAAGUUCACAGUGGAGCAUCGUGAUGCAACUGACAUAGCUGGAUGGGGCUGCAAGGACCCUCAACCAUGCUGGGUGCUAAUGCUUGAGGUACUUGACAAUCUACCUCAUGACCUUGUCUAUUCACCAGAUCAGGUCUCUCCAUGGAUGGAGGUGUGGAUUGAAAAAGUAAAUGGCAGUUCACAAGUCUGUGAGGUCUACAAACCAUUGCAAGACCCAUUAGUUUCCCGCUGCAGUGAGAUUGUUGGCAUGAAUGAAGAGAAUCCAUCUUUGAGAGAAAAACUAUCAUUCGCUGCAAAAGGACUCGUCUCAAAAGUAUUCCCGAAGCCUAGGAGAGCUUGGUUACCAACCGGAUGUUUGAAACUACUGGAUACUUUGCAUCAAACUUUGCCAAGUAUGUCCCUUAUUGCUUCAGACUUCAGUUAUCUUCCUGAUGUUAGCAUACCUGGCGAUAGAGCUCCAUUGGUUUCUUCAAAGAAAGAUGGGAAAACUUUGGAUCAUCCCAACUAUCUUGAUGCACAGGGCGAUGCAGAUAUCUUCUUCCCAACCGAUUUCUUGCUGUUGGAGCAGAUCGACCACCACUGCUCUGGUUUCUCGAAAGACCAGAUGAAGCGUGGUGCAUUUAAACCAGUGAAGAGUAGGAGAACAAUCAUACUUGAUUCGGCUGCCUUUAUGGAGGAGUUUGGGAUGCCACUGAAGACGAGGACCAAAGAUGGAUACAAUCCACUUCUUGAUGAUUUCAGGAACACAAAGUUCUAUCUCAGUGUGCCUACCCACAACAAGAAGUAGUAGUCCAGCAUGCCUGCAUCGCUUCUUCUGUUUGCCAUGAGGCCCUGCAUUAGACGCGCAACUCAGUAAUCAAUUUGCCAGAGCAGGUUAUUCAUGUUUUUUUUCCCUGUAGAAGACUGAAAUUUAGGCUGGUCAAAUUUUGUUUGAACUGACUUUUGGAAGUCAAGUUCUCUUAAUAAAAAUAUGUUGCCGCCUUUUCUA